Sesamum indicum (sesame) is the source of this 1293-nucleotide messenger RNA. RefSeq names its product caffeoylshikimate esterase. The record is from RefSeq and is a predicted model, not a curated record. Lineage: Eukaryota; Viridiplantae; Streptophyta; Magnoliopsida; Lamiales; Pedaliaceae.
CGCGCGUCGAUAAUGGCCGCAGCUAAAUCCUACCCGCCAACAACAAACAAUAAAUGCAUUCAUCGCCAUUCUCACCACCCUAGCUUAGCUAUCUCCGCCCCUCUCCGCCGCUAAUUCCUUCCACCCCGGCGGAUUCUGUCUACGGAGACCAGAAAAGAAUGGCCAAGUACAAGCACCCAGUAGCGGAAGCAAACGAGACCAGCCCAUUUGGGGAGGUGGGUGCCGAAGAAUUCUACGCUCGCCACUCAGUAAUCCACGCCUCCGACUACAUCACCAGCAAGAAACUCAACCUCAGGCUCUUCACGCAGUGGUGGGCUCCGCAAGAACCCGCAGGGCCCCUGAAAGGCAUCGUGUGCGUGGUGCACGGCUUCACCGGCGAGUCCAGCUGGUUCGUGCAGCUCACGGCCGUCCAUUUGGCCAAACACGGCUUCGCCGUCUGCGCGAUAGACCACAUGGGCCACGGAUUUUCGGAGGGGCUGGUCGCCCAUUUGCCGGACAUGAAUCUCGUUGUGGAUGAGUGUAUUUUGUUCUUCAAUGGGUUUCGUGCCAAGUAUCCGCCGGAUUUACCGGCGUUUCUGUAUGCCGAGUCGCUGGGAGGAGCUAUCGCUCUGCUUAUCACGCUCCGCCGUGAAGGGCUUGUGCCGGAGAGGAGGUUUGAUGGUGUCGUUCUGAACGGGGCGAUGUGUGGGAUCAGUGAUAAGUUUAAGCCGCCAUGGCCGCUGGAGCAUUUCCUUGCCAUUGCAGCGUUCUUGAUUCCCACUUGGUGCGUGGUGCCUACACGCGGCUCCUUGCCUGAUGUUUCCUUCAAGGUGGAAUGGAAGCGAAAAUUGGCAAUAGCAAGCCCCAGGAGGCCUUUGCAAAAGCCGCGUGCAGCCACAGCGCAGGAGCUGCUGAGAGUGUGCAGAGAGGUGCAGGGGAAGUUUGAUGAAGUUGAUGUGCCGUUUCUGAUUGUGCACGGUGGUGAUGAUAUUGUAUGUGACCCAGCAUGUGUAGAGGAGCUCUACAACCGUGCUGCUAGCAAAGAUAAGACACUCAGAAUCUAUCCUGGAAUGUGGCACCAGCUGGUGGGUGAGCCCGACGAAAAUGUGGAGCUUGUGUUUGGGGACGUUGUCGACUGGCUCGUGACUAGGGCCGAGCGUCCAGUCUCUGCAUCAGCAUAGUGAAGCAAAUGUUUCUGGACUUAUUAUUUUAAAACAAGUUGAGUUGGUGUUGAUUAUAAUGUUGCAUCAGACCAAACAGUAUACUAUACCUGGAUGAAUUAUAAGUCUAUAAGUUGUUCUUGUUCAUGAUCCA